Molecule: messenger RNA, 1833 nt
Organism: Phycodurus eques (leafy seadragon)
Lineage: Eukaryota; Metazoa; Chordata; Actinopteri; Syngnathiformes; Syngnathidae
Product: carboxypeptidase N subunit 2
Exons: 2
Coding region: 1-1833 (610 amino acids)
Cellular component (GO): plasma membrane
Molecular function (GO): protein binding
Source: RefSeq, a predicted model, not a curated record
AUGCAGAGACAGCGCGUCAUUCUUUUUUUCUUGUUUUCACUGUUGGACUGCUUCUUGACUGUAAACCAAACAUGUGAAAAGCAGACCAACUGUCCUUCAGAAAAAACUGUCUUUAAUGCAAUGACAGAAAUCCCUCCUAGUCUGUGGCCAGGCGUGACCAAAGUCUUCUUUUUGGACAGCCACAUAAAAACAAUACCCAAAGCAGCCUUUGUGGAAAACCCACAACUUGAACAUGUGGAGUUCAUAAACACAGACACCUCCGUUAUUGAGCCAGGAGCUUUUGAAGGUCUGGUCAACAUGAAGCAUGUUGAGAUCUCCAGCACGCCGCUGACGUCCGUACCUAUAGGAGUCUUUACAGGCCUCAGUAAUCUGGAGAAAAUUAUUCUAAAAUCGAACAGGAUCCGUAAUCUGGAACGAGGUUUGUUUGACGGUCUUAAAAAAGUAACCGAGCUCCAGUUAUAUGGAAAUGAGAUUGCAUCCAUUGAAGAUGGGACUUUUGAUGGCCUCGAGAACCUCACGAAACUCCAUCUGGCUAAAAACCGUCUCACUGCUGUGACAACCGCCUGGUUCUCUAAAUUAAACAAACUGGCUAUGCUUCGGCUUUAUGAAAAUCAACUGACUUCCAUUCCAGAGGACAUUUUUCAUAAUUUACCAAAUUUAAAAGAAAUUUAUUUGCAAAGCAACAAAUUAACAGAGUUAUCUGCUAAUCAGUUUCCUUAUAAAGACAAACUCACAAAGAUUGUCUUGGACGACAAUCUCUUGACAUAUUUACCAGGAGAAUUCUUUGUUGGCUUCCAUAAUCUCAAAACAGUGACCUUGAACAAGAACAAACUAUUAAGCCUUCCACCUGUGCUUUUUGAUGAAAAGACCAAUAUGAUAGAUUUAGGUUUCAGUGAAAACGAACUGAGCGAGCUUCCAAAAGCGAUAUUCAGUCCUUUGAGUAGACUGACCAAGCUGGAUCUAUCCAACAAUCACUUUGCAACUAUGUCAGCUGACUACUUUGAAGGACUGCACAGACUCACCGUUUUGAAUCUCCGAAACAACAAGAUAGACUCCUUGGGUUCAGAUGUGUUUGAAAAGCUUCAAUCGCUGAGAACCCUGGACAUGUCCGGCAACAACCUUCAAACACUCCCUCGGAAUAUUUUUGAACCUGCAACACAUCUCACGCACGUUUAUCUAAAUGACAACCCCUGGAAUUGUGACUGUAACCUUCUACAUCUCCAUCGCUGGAUAAAGGAAAACCCUAUGAUUGUUCAGAACCCAGUUGUCUGUUCGUAUCCAGAAGAUCUUAAAGAACAAGAGAUCAAGUCGUUGGGAGAGGAGCAAUUCAUCUGCCCUACCGUUGUGUUCACAACCACCGUGUUGCCUACGACGGCUCUCACAACCCUAGAACUAACCACCACCUUCACAACAACGUCAACCACUACUUGGCCAACCACUCCUACAUCUACUAUACCUUCAGCUACAACAGCUUCUACCACAAUUGCAUCUGAAGAAACGACGACUGACAUUAUAGCAACGAUGCAGCAAACGACAACAGAGACUACACCAGUGGUCACAACAAGAGCAAAACCACCCCUAGAGAAGUCACCUGGUUUGUUAUCAUACAAGGACACAAAUACAGCUCAGCAGUGCAAAUCCCAGGCACUCAUUUACAUCGCUCUGCUGCUGGUGGAGGUCUCCUGCACUUUUGUGCUGGCUAAGUUCACCGUGUCUCUUUACACCCUGCUGCAGUGCAGGAAGAGGAUGCAGCAAGAGGUCAAACUCACCCGCUUCUCCUACAGGAAAGAAGUGAUCCUAAGGCCUGUGCAGGAGAGCGUAGAAAAAGAAUAA